AUGCCCAAGGCGGGACUCGAACCUGCGACCUUUCGGAACGAAGAGCUGAGUUGGCACACGCCCCCCUCCCAUCCAGCGCCGCGCGGCGGCGGAGGUAGGCAACCCUUCUGCCGCGGGCGCGCGUCGUGCGGAGCGUCUGCCGUGCUCUGGAUGGGGGGCGGCGGGAGGCAGGGGGGGGGGGGCCACUUGAGCGGGCGUGUGCGUGGCCCGCGUCCGCGCGCGCGCGCUCGUGCGUGCACGUGCGUAUUCAUGCGACAUUUAUUUCAUUGUCGGCUAUUCACUUGUGGCGCGUCCUUUGUCAACGUGUCCAGAAGCGGUUACGAAAUCGCCGCCUUUUGUGUCGCACGCGAGCGCGCGCCGCCGCCUCCGCCGCCUCCGCCGCCGCCGUCGCCUGGCCUGCACUGUGGAGCGACGUUGCUUGGGCUGCCGGAAGGAUCGUACAUGCCUCCGAAGGCGCGAACCCGACGCUCAUCCCCUCGCAGUCCCCUUCUUCGGCAUUCAAAACUGACGUCCACUGCAGCACACCUUGACCGCCAGCCAGCGACGGCGACGUACGGCAACCUUCUGCCCGCGGGCGCGCGUCGUUGCGAGCGUCUGCCGUGUCUGGGUGGGCCACUUGACGGGCUUGUGCGUGGCCCGCUGUCCGCCGCGCGCUGCUCGGUGGUGCACGUGCGUAUUCUGCACAUUUAUGUUCAGUGUCGGCUAUUCACUUGUGCGCGCGUCUUGUCAACGUGUCCGAAAGCGGUUACGAAAUCGCCGCCUUUUGUGUCGCACGCGAAGCGCGCCGCGCCGGCCUCCGCCCCUCCGCGCCGCCCGCGCCUGGCGUCUGCCCUCCUGCAAGGCACGUCAAGAUUCUCUGCAGCAUUUUACAAUGGCUGGAUAUUGACGCAUUGUGUGCUGUUAGGUGGUGACCUUUGA
Molecule: messenger RNA, 918 nt
Organism: Gryllus bimaculatus (two-spotted cricket)
Lineage: Eukaryota; Metazoa; Arthropoda; Insecta; Orthoptera; Gryllidae
Source: the annotation of a GenBank genome assembly